AUGGGUCAAUCUAGCAUCUUGAACCGACUUUCGGCGCUCGACACCAAUACAGUGUCUGAUGCCUUGGAUUUUCUCGGUCUCAAAGGAGCUACCUACGGCCUGCGACCACUUUGGGACUGCCCAAAGAUUGUUGGACGUGCUAGCACAGUCGAAGUGGGCCGCAAAACUGAUGUUGCCCCCACCGCCCAUCUACUCACUCCCGUUAUAGAUGCGGUAACGACAGACGACCGCAUUCUCGUCAUCGCCGGGGGUACAGAAGGCGUCUCAUGCUGGGGUGAUAUCAUCGCCAAUGCCUCCAAAGUGAAGGGCAUCCGUGGAACUAUCAUCGACGGCAUGAGUCGCGACAUUGAUGGCAGCCGCGAUGUCAACUAUCCCGUUUAUGGCCGUGGCGUGACUAUGAUUAGUGCGCGCAACCGAGUGGUGCAAAUCGACUCUGGCAAACCGCUACAGAUGCGGGGCGUCACGGUGCACCAAGAUGACUAUGUGAUCGCCGAUAGAUGUGGGACAGUUUUUGUCCCAGCCCAGCGUAUCGAGGAGGUCCUGGAUUAUGGCGAGCGUAUCGACCGUCGCCAAGCCCUCAUGGUUCAGGCCGUCCGAGCAGGAAGUUUAGUGUCUGAGGUCAUGCACGACUCACAAUUCGAAGCUAUCCACGAGGGUACACCGACGCCGAAAGUCGCGGCAACCGCGCCACCCACCAAUCGAAAUCCCAAGAAGCCUAGCAUCGAGGAUCAAGAGUUGACAGCGCUGUUUGCCGAUUCAGACACUCCUGGGGUCUCUGACGCGCUCGAUAAGCUUGGCAUUCCUGGACAGGCGUUUGGUAUCAUGCCUUUAACCAAUUACAAAAAGGUUACGGUUGGGCCGGCCUUUACCGUACGUUAUGUGCCCGCCAGCGACCCGCCAGGAAGUGUUGGCGAUUUCAUCGACAACGUUGCCAUAGGUGAUGUCAUCCUCAUCGACAAUGGCGGUCGCACAGACUGUACAGUUUGGGGCGAUAUUAUGACUCAGUACGCCGGCUUACAGGGCAUUGCUGGAACUGUCAUCGAUGGUGUGUGCCGCGAUGUGAAUCGUGCCAUCAAUGAUGACUACCCGCUCUUCACUGCUGGACGUUGGAUGCGAACUGGUAAGGACCGGGUACAAGUGGGAGGAGUGAACGAGACGAUCGGCAUUGGCAAGGUUCGUGUCCAACCCCGUGAUAUCGUUGUCGCGGAUGCAAACGGUGUCGUCGUUGUUCCGCGAGAUCGCGCCCGCGAAGUGGCCGAAGUGGCAGGAAGGAUCGAAAAAAGCGAAGCCGGCAUUCGGGAACUGAUCGCUAGCGGUGCCACAAUUGCCCAGGCGAGAGAGAAGCUCGGAUAUCACACGCUGCAGCGCAAGGAAUAA
Messenger RNA from Penicillium robsamsonii, 1377 nucleotides. RefSeq names its product RraA family protein. The transcript has a single exon. The coding region runs from base 1 to 1377 and encodes 458 amino acids. NCBI's taxonomy places the organism in Eukaryota, Fungi, Ascomycota, Eurotiomycetes, Eurotiales, Aspergillaceae. The record is from RefSeq and is a predicted model, not a curated record.